AAAUGGGUUAUUGGCCAACUUCUUUUUUUUUCUGGUGUGUUUGUGGGUUGAGACUCAGUCAAGGUCUGCAUUCUUGCAAAAAACUAGGCCAAUAACCAGCCAUAUUGACUGAACAAGUUUGGACAAUAAAGAAUUUAUUAGAUGGCUUAAAGAACACCAUUUUCUUGUGCAAAACAAUGGGUAAUCCCAAGCUAGCUACCCAUCUUGGCUGGUUGGGGAGUCAUUGGACUUGGUUCAUCUUACUCAUUUGUGGAGCUAGCCGAAUAAUAAAUUAUAUUAUAAACAGAGAAAAAUAAAUAUUGGUAAUACAUAAAUAUGGCUGACAAUAAUCACUCGUAUUGAUUAUAACUUAUUUCUGAAUCCACAGCUUGAUCCAUCAUCACUUUACUGCCUAUAUCAGUUGGCAGCCAUUAAACAACUGUUAUGUGUUCACAGUGAAGCAAUCAAGGAAUAUAAACUAAUUCUGGACAUGCAACUAGACUAUGUUCCCGCACUUAAAGGUCUAGGAGAGACAUAUCUUAAUCAAGCACGGUCAGCAUUGCAGCAAGAUUUCAAUGGCAAAGCAGUUGACUGUGUGAUGGAAGCUAUCAAUGUUUUGGCAAGAGCUGUCCAGUGUAGACCUGGCUUCUCUUGUCUUUGGAAACUAAUUGGUGAUUGCUGUACAGUUAUUCACCCAGUAUCUGAUAGCUCCAUUAGAGGGACAAUUCCAGACAAUCUCAAGAAGUACAUUCAUGGAGACCACAGUGAUCUGGACAAGAAACAGCUUCUCGCUUUGGGAUCCAGUGCUUAUGGAAGAGCGCUGAAGCUACAGCCAGAAUGUGGAAGUCUGUGGGGGGAUUUAGGGUUCAACUGUUUUCAGCAGUCUAAGAUUUUGGAAGGCGAUGAGAAAGAAAAGAUGGCUCAUAGAUCUGUACAGGCCUUGAAGAAAGCAAUAACCCUUCAGCCAUCCAAUCAUAAACUGUGGAACAGCCUCGGAGUAGUGACAGCUUCUAAGGAAGUCAACAAUCCAGAUCUCGCACAGCACUCAUUUAUCAUGUCCCUCAAGACUGAACCCAAUAAUGUUAUAGCUUGGACCAAUCUAGGAGUUCUGUACCUGAAACAUGGUAAAAUAGAGCUUGCCCACGAAGCCUUUAAGAAUUCUCAAGCUUUAGAUCCAUCUUACACUGCAGCUUGGAUUGGGCAGGCAAGCAUUGCUGAAAUUAUUGGGAGUGAAGAAGCUAUGGACCUGUUCAGACACACCACAGAAUUGGGUUCGCAUGUUGAAGGAAGCAUUGGUUAUGCUCACUGGGUGUGCUCAGGUCUUGCCCCUAACACGUCACAUGAAAAUCACGUGAUACUCAAAGGAAAACCAGUUCCCACUCUCUCUCAUCUUCAUCCUGAAUACCGGAAAGCUGUGUUACAAUCAGCAACUGCCCUCAGCAAAUACACAGAUCGUUUGAGAAACAACGCUGGUGCUUACAAUAUGUAUGGACUUUUACUUGAACAUCAGAAACUCUUCUUACAAGCAGAGAAAGCAUUUGAAAGUGCAAUCAAACUUCUUCAGGAAAGUGACACCGAAAGCCAACAACAGCAUUUAAACUCUGUGCUUGUUAACCAGGCCAGAGUGCUUUGUUCACUGGGUCGUUACAAGGAUGCAGUAGCGCGUUACCAAGCUGUGAAGCCGCUGACCAUGUUUCAUGAUGUCUGCGGGCUCGCUCUAUCACUGUUCAUGGCAGGUCAAUCGAAAGAGAGCUAUCAAGCAUACGAACAAGCUUUUCAAUUGGCUGAUACAGACGCCGACAGGUCAUGUGUUCUAACCGCCAUGGGCAUGCUGGGAUAUACAUUGGAUGACAAAGAAGGAGCAAAGGCGAUGCUUUUUAAAAGUUCUCAGUUACAGCCUGCUUGUCAGCGCGGGCUCAUGGCGCUCUGUUCCCUCGGUUUGGUCAGCGGUGAUGCUACCUUAGCUGGAGCAGCUCUUGGCGAACUAAUGAAACAGAAAGAUGGGAGUGAAGAUUUAACAGGCAAUAUCUGCUAUCUGUACUCAAGGUUUUACGCUCUGCAGGGAAAUCAGGAACUUGGACGAAGUUACAUCAUGAAAGAGAUCCACCGCAAUCCAGCAAGCAGUUUACUAUGGAGUCAGUUGGCUUCUUACCUGUUACAAGCCUGUCCUGACGAACAAGAGGCCGCUGCAUGUUGUUCUGAGUCUUCUUCUAGGCUUGGAGGAAGUCACUCGUCUGAGCACAAUCCCGCAUUUCACCCAGCCGGUCUUGUGGGCUCUGGAACUUUACGUAAUCACACCAGCAAACCCAAUCUUAAGAGUGCAACAAACAGAACUCGGACGGGUCUCAUUGCAUCCCAGAAGGCUGUUCAUGCGCAUCCUGAUCACGCGUCUAGCUGGGCAGUUCUUGCAGCGUCUGUAACAGCUCAUAAUGUAGCGACUGCUCGCGAGGGACUGGGAACAGAAAAGAAUGGUCUUGGCGCCAGGCUCUCGCAAUUUGUAGAACUGACAGCUUCACAGGAAACAGGUGCUCUUAAGUCCCUUUCUGAGCAUCAGCUGCCAGCCCUUGUUCAAGCACAGACCAGUCAUCUGGAGACCCUCCAGCCCUGGGCCAUUAUUCACCGAGGCUACUGCUUACUGUAUUCAGGCCACCAUCAGGAAGCUGCUAAACACGUUGAUCAGGCCUUAUCGGUAUACAGCUCGGUUCCUGAUGUUUCCGCUCAACUGCAUUUCCUGAAAGCUCAAGUAUUAUUGGCCAGCGGAGAACCUGUCGAAACUGGCCUAAACAUGCUGCAGACGUCUCUGCUGUCCAGUCCAGUUCAUUCACCGAAUGCUUGGCAGGUUUUAGCAGAAGUUCAAGCCAAUCAGGGCUCAGCAACGGCGGCAGAACUUUGCUAUCGUCAGUGUCUACAAGCGGGAAUGAACAACAAGGCACAAGGCUGGAGAGUUGUUCCGCUCAUAAGACUGGCAAGGUUAGCUGUACGUUUGGCACAGUCGGAGUCCGCUGACCUUGAUCGCUGGAUCAACCUUACUCUUGAAGCAUCUAAUGAGGUUCUCAAGUUUAAAUCUGGCUUAUCAGCUGCUUAUCUAAUUCAAGGAAUCGCAUAUUUUCUUCAAGACAAUGUUAGGGCAGCGAGGCGCGCAUUCCAACACGUGAUUAACUCAGACACAAAAGGCUCGGGCAUAGCUCAGUACUGGCUAAUCUUACUUCAUUUGAAGAAAAACGAUCUUCCCGCCGCCUUGGCUCUUCUGUCUAAAGCCGCGUUUGAUGGUAACAGCAGACUGGAUCUGGUUUAUCACCGAGUUGCAAAUAAUGCAGACCUGUCCAAGACAGCUAAGAAGCGUUUAAUGGAGAGAUGUGUCCACGUGAAUCCAUCAGAACAAUUAUUUUGGAACACAUUGAAAGAAUACUGCUGAAAAUUUGACAUCAAUAGAAAUGUGUAGUAAUUAGUUCCAUAAAUAAUAAGUAAGUGCCCACAGAAAAAUAUUAACUUUGAACCUAAAGGUGAAUAUUAAAGGAACUCAAAAUCUUAAUUUAAAGUUAUUUAGUAGCAUUUAGGUAGUUGAUAUUUCUGCCACUCAAUGACGUAUUAAAGUAUCUUAUAAUCCAAGAUGGCCUUACCCAAAGAAGAGCAGGAUUCAGUUUUUAUACACUUUAUAGACGUUGGGCACAAUCAAUAAACUUAAAAUGCAACUAUCGAUCGAGACUUGCCAUAGAAAAUAUAUUGAGAUGCACAUGUUUUUGUUUAAUUAUUUGAAUCAUUUUACAUGGCUGUAAAGAAUCAAGGAAACUCA
This is a messenger RNA of Orbicella faveolata, 3772 nucleotides long. RefSeq names its product tetratricopeptide repeat protein 37-like. Gene Ontology annotation, biological process: nuclear-transcribed mRNA catabolic process. NCBI's taxonomy places the organism in Eukaryota, Metazoa, Cnidaria, Anthozoa, Scleractinia, Merulinidae. Gene Ontology annotation, molecular function: protein binding. The record is from RefSeq and is a predicted model, not a curated record. Gene Ontology annotation, cellular component: Ski complex.